Molecule: messenger RNA, 1497 nt
Organism: Protopolystoma xenopodis
Lineage: Eukaryota; Metazoa; Platyhelminthes; Monogenea; Polystomatidea; Polystomatidae
Source: the annotation of a GenBank genome assembly
AUAAAGUCGCUCGGCUCUAAUACAGAUUACUUCGAUCAGGCCGCCUUGCAUGCGGUCCCAUCAGACAGGAAGAAUUUUAUAAACCCUGCUCUUGGGAUUCCUGACCCUAGCUCAGUGUCCAAAGCAUCUAUCGUUGCAUACCCUUCGCCAAUCUCAUCUACCAGCCAGUUUGAUUUAUUUCGAUUGCUCAACCAAGACCUCUCCUCGUCUGCAUUCAGGCCUGCUCUGCCCUCAUUUUUAUCUCGAGCCAAAUGUGGUCUUCAUGGCCUUGCUGAUGCAUCCACAAUUUUUCAGUCCAAACUACCCGAAGAUAUUCAGCUUUUUGCGCCAAGUGGCCGCAACCCUCGGCUACACGAUGAACGUUCUAUCGGUAUCAAUUCUUCUAAGGGCGAAAGUAUUGAAUUGGCCCAACUAGAACCAGACAUUUAUCAUCAUCCCACGAAAUUUUCUCCCGAUGUCUAUAACCCUCAAGAGUGCAAUGUGGACUGCAAACAUGAAUUUCGGCCCCUUCCUCCACUAGAGGAUAUUGGAAUGCAUUGGCGAGACAUCGAUCACUGCCAAGAGCCUUCAUAUCUUUCUGUCAAUCACGGCAUUGUCACCGGAUCAGACAUUUUGCACACAAAUAAGGUCAGUAGUCAUACUGAAUUAGCAUGUCUACAAGUAAAAUGCGACUCUAAAGCUCCAACGUCUGGUAGAUCGAGACGCCCAAAACCGGAAACUAUGACAAGCAAUUGUGAUUCUAAAGCUUCUGAGGCUCGAAUACAAACAAAUAGGUACACCACCUGCCUCCAGUCCACCGGAGCUUGGCCUCAGGCUCGUGGAUCUUUAAACCAAGCUGAGCAGGCUGGAUCAAUCCGGGAUGCGGGAGUCUCUAUCGAGAAGAGGAGACGAUCGACGAGUAAGUUACUGGAUCGACUCGGAACGAGGAGUGAAGCGAAACGAGCUCGAAAGACGGCACUUUCAGGAUGGAAAAGGUCAAACAAAGAAAAGCAUAUCAGGUUGUCCAAGGGGCUGGACGAAAUUAAAGAUAAUGGUCCCGUUCUUGAGCCCAGGACAUUAUCUUUUUCAGGAGUUGGGAAUCCCCCCCAAUCUUCUUUAACCCCCUCUACUCCUCGCUCACCCUGCCUCUCUCCAUUCUGCUCCUCCCCCUCAUUAACUUCUUCCUCUUCCUUCUCCUCAGCCUCCCCAGUAUCUUUCCUCUCCUCCUCCUCCUCUUCUUCCUCCCCCUCCUCUUCCUCCUCUUCCUCCUCCUCUUCCUCUCCUUCCCCCUCCUCCUCCUCCUCCAUCUCGCAUCCGGACGUCACUCUCACCAUUGUCAGCGAAGCAACAGAAUCCGCCAUCCGUUUAGGCGGACGGAUUCCAGAGAAUCCAGAAAUGAUAAUCUCUGCGGCUGCAGCUGCCAGAAAGUCUGGAAAACGCCAACUUAACGAAGCAACAAAGGCGCUCAGGCAGACAAUGCAGUCUAUGAGUUCGGCGAAAUCUAGUCAAUCCAAAUAG